AUGAAAGACGCGUUGUUGCCGCGUAGCAAUUCCGCGGAUAGCGAGACGAUCGCCAUUGUAGCACAGGACGUCAGCUCCGAGUCCCGGUCUAACAACACGUUGAGACCUUCGGCGUCCGACAUCCCCACGACCUAUCAGCCCCUCGACUGGAGCUCGGACGACGGUGCUCGGGUGGACGGCAGUGCACGGCGCAUUGCCAUCAACUUAGCCAGCGACAAUAAUGCCCCUACCACCGCAGACUCCGAAUCAACUCCACCUCUCCUUGGAAGCACUGGGGGCGGCAACAGCUUCCGCAGCAAUUCCGGAGCGAACCAGGACGCAACUUCAUCAGGGAAAUCAACGGAGACGCCGUCCACUCCACCAGCCAACACAACGGUGCACCCCCUCACGUUGUACGGCAAGGACAUCCUCCACAUCUUCCCAUUCGGCGCUACCGAUUCUGCCGCAGACGCUGUCAAAUGGUCGGACACCCUCGGGGCAGUGGACGCUGAAGACGAUUUUUCCAUCCGAGACCCGCACUUCGACCUUACCAACACGAAAAUCACCAAACUCUUCUCACUCUCCAAGCCAAACGAUCAGGGAAAGCUGUCGUACGAGGGGUUCCGCUGUGGCUUGGAGGCUAUGGGCAUCGCUUGUGACAGUGACAGACAGUUCCAAGCUUUCGUGGACGUGGUGGACGAAGACAAGAGCGGCGACAUCUCGUACGACGAGUUCGUGUGCGCCAUCCAGGAGAUCAAGCUCGCUCAGCUCUUCAACGAUUCGUUCUUGCACUCGAUGCCAGCUCUGUAUGACAGCCUGAAGUCUCCGGUAAAACUCGGCUCGAUUGAGUAUUCCCCAGACCGGAUUCGCAGCGUGUAUCCCAUCAACGAGGUGAAGAGCUUCAUCUACUCGACCAAACCGAACUGGGCGUCAGUCCGCUGGAUCAAUGUCGAAGGGGUCAACACGCUCCUCAUGCGUCGUCUCUCCGUCCGCUAUCGACUGCACCCACUGGCAAUUGAAGACACGUUGGGCUCCGCCUUCAAGCGGCCGAAGUACGUCAAGUACGACGAGCACUCGUUCCUCAUCCUCCAGAUCCUGCACCCUCGCCACAAGUCCGUGGUCAAGACGUACCAGAACAUGUACCGCGCCUCGCAGUUCGUGCUGCCCGAAGACGACUCGCCCUUCGACAAUAUGAGUCAAUCCGAGCUCGAAACAAGACUCAAGGAGCUGGAUACCGGCCACGUGAUGACUCUGCCGGAGCAGCUCAGUCUGUACGUCAUGGAGGGGGUCCUCAUCAGCGUCCAGGGAUCGGGGGAUACGCUGUGGCCGGCGUUGAAGCAGCGGCUGCAUGCGUCGUACUCGAAAGUCCGCCAGCACAGCACCGCGUUCCUCGUGUACACCAUCAUGGACGUCUGUGUGCACGAGUUGUCGCCCAUCUCGCAGACUUUCGGCGCCAAGUUGAUCAUGCUUGAGCGGUUGAUGUCCCUGGAUCAGCGGUACUUCGACUCUACUCGCAUCGCCGCCUGCUCCAAGCAGAUCAAGGGGCUUCAGACGCACUGCAAGCCGCUGCGCGAGGUCAUCUCCAAGCUCAUCGCGUCGAACGACUACCAAGGCGAGACGCUGCAGUACUUCACCGACGUGCAGGAGGACCUCGCGUCCACUGAAGAGGAGUGCGAGCACAACCUGGAUCGCUGCAAGAGCCUCGUGGACGACUUCAACAACGCCCGAUCCGCGCAGCAGAACGACGUGAGCUACAUUUUGGCGCUCAUUGCAGCGAUCUUCUUGCCUGCGCAGUUCCUCACGGGCGUGUACGGCAUGAACUUCCCGUACAUCCCCGAGACGACGUAUCAUUACGGAUACUUCAUCUGGUGGGCGGUCAUGAUCGUGGUUGCGGGGCUCAUUGUGUUGUUUUUCAAGUACAAAAGGUGGUUGUAAGCAAAAACACAACACGAAUGCUGGGACUGUAGCAUGUUUUACAGUUGGAACGUGACGCAUCCCAG
Phytophthora sojae is the source of this 1979-nucleotide messenger RNA. RefSeq lists its product as hypothetical. The record is from RefSeq and is a predicted model, not a curated record. The transcript is spliced from 2 exons. Bases 1 to 1914 code for a protein of 637 amino acids. Gene Ontology annotation, molecular function: cobalt ion transmembrane transporter activity; magnesium ion transmembrane transporter activity; magnesium ion binding. Gene Ontology annotation, cellular component: membrane. NCBI's taxonomy places the organism in Eukaryota, Oomycota, Peronosporomycetes, Peronosporales, Peronosporaceae. Gene Ontology annotation, biological process: transmembrane transport; metal ion transport.